UCUCGAUAGCAACAUCUGUUGCACUUGAAGCGCCCUGGUUUUCCGGCCGUGAACAUUAUGAACCCUUAGUUCGGAAAUGCUAUUAGGGGAUCAACUCUAAAACAGACGGGUGCCGGUUUUCGACGCGCGGAUCGUAUUUCAACAAAUCCUUUAGCAAAUUGGGCGAAUGUUAUGACACGCGCUACAGGAACUCAAAGCUCGGCUUACCAAGAGACCAUGGCCGUAGGAAAAGUAGUCGCCUUAUCGCUUAUCCUGGUCGUGUCCACUACUGGUAAUGUGUUGGUUUGUUACUGCGGGCUGCGAUCUCCGAGGAUGUCAGCCAUGAACAGCCUUAUUGUGAAUUUGUCCAUUGGAGAACUUGCCAUUGCGUGCGUUGUAAUUCCACUUAAAAUCGAGCGUGAGAUUGUAGGGGAGUACUUGCUUGGGGGACCAACGAUAUGCAAAUUACUAGAAUACGCCCAAUCGGUUGCUCUCGGAUCGGUAACAGUGACUUUGUUAAUGAUAAGCAUGGACAGGCUUUAUUCGGUGUUUUAUCCGCUGUCAAAGAUAACCCGUCGACAGGCUAAAUACAUGGGCGUAUUUGCAUGGUGUUAUGCGUUGUUGUUCGCUAACCCCGUGUUAUAUUAUUUCUUGGGAGCGAAACACCAACCGCAAGCUUUACUGUUCAGCUGUGACAAGCACUUGGCUUUGCCGUGGAAAGACAAGCUUUAUUCCUUGAUUCAACUCUGGGCAAUAUUUUUGUUGCCGAUAAUGAUUAUGACUGUGACAUAUUUCAUAGUUGUGAGUAAGCUGUUGAAGCCUGAUUCGGCGACUCAUUCCUUAAACAAAAUUGGUGCCCGCGAAGGUAGGCCAGACGUACCGAUCAAUAUUCAUCGUCGAUUCACCAGCUCUCUGCGAUCAAACGCUGUUCCUCUCGCCAAACGAAAAUCAGUAGUGAUGAACCUUAUUGUAAUGGCUACUUUUAUUUUUUGUUAUGCUCCGUUAGCGGCGAUUUACGCUCUGGAAACUGUGGGCAAUCCUAAGAAAAAAAGCGUUGAGAUGUUUCGCGAUUUCGCGUCUUUCCUGGCUUUGGGAAAAUUGUGCGCCAAUCCAGCGGUGUACAGCUUUUUCGACAGCAAUCUUCGGGAUCAGAUGUGCCAGUGCCGGCAGAAAUCCGCCCAGAACUCGCCCGUCCGACAGAAAAUUAUUUAUCCGGGAAUUUGUACCCAGGGGAAACUCAGUGAACUGAAUGUCAGUAACUUUGGCAGACUCGUGGACUCAAAAGGACAAAGUACCGUUUUUAAGGAACCGCUGUUGCGUGUGUCAUCGGGAGAAAACCCGUCUCCGAGCGCUCCCGGAGCUAAACGAGAUAAACUGGCUCGAUUAAUCAGUAACACCCGACGUUACCGAAGUCUUGGCCUCUCAACUUGGAGAAGUUCUAAUAUCUAGGAAUAGUUAAAAAUGACAAGAAAACUUAAUCCUCAGAGAAACAAGCCAGCACUGAUCAAAACAAUUUUCAAAUGGAAAACAUACAGGAAAACUCAUAAUAGUUUCAUAGGCAGUAAACCUACCUUGACUCGAAUUCGAGGGGUUUUAAAGAUAUUUUCUGACAUGCUUCAAUAUAGUUUGUGUCUGCUGCAACUUAGGGCGGUAUGCCUAAUAAUAAUUGUGGAAUCAUUAUAGGUUAAAUUGCUGAAAUUCUCCCCUCAUGGGUUAUUUACUUUGAGAAUUAUUUCUUACUCAACGAUUUUGAGUUACACCACGAUAAAAUUUUUUUCUAAAGAAAGUACAUUUAUAAUUUAUUUUAGCAUAAACCAUCAAACUUUAGUACAUACCGGCAACGAACAAGCAAUUAAUGAAUAAAAAAAUUUGCGUAAAAAAGCGCAGUUUGCUACAAAACUUUUAAAUUUUCUGAGGAAUUGUACACUGAUUCUUAUUUGUAUCACAAGUGCUAUCGUAAAUGGUGCAACCAUACGGCGUAUUGGAGCAAACCCAAUGAACGUCCACGAUAAUUUGAGCAUUUCAUUACACAUUGUCCUUAUAGACAGUCCAGGGCGUUAUGGGAAAAUAACUGGUGGUAAAACAAAACGCUGAGCGGGAGGCACUAAGGUCGGUUAUUUGCACGAAUUCCAACCAAAAUCAUGGUUUCACGCAAUCAGUUAGCCUUAGGUUUUCCCUUAAGAGGGUUUUUCCUUACUUUGAAUUCAUGAAAUUGACCCUGUCAGCUUUCGGCCCUCUUGACACAGUUCACAAAACUGAAAUGUUCAGA
This is a messenger RNA of Stylophora pistillata, 2248 nucleotides long. RefSeq names its product orexin/Hypocretin receptor type 1. NCBI's taxonomy places the organism in Eukaryota, Metazoa, Cnidaria, Anthozoa, Scleractinia, Pocilloporidae. The record is from RefSeq and is a predicted model, not a curated record. Gene Ontology annotation, biological process: G protein-coupled receptor signaling pathway; cellular response to hormone stimulus. Gene Ontology annotation, cellular component: plasma membrane. Gene Ontology annotation, molecular function: peptide binding; G protein-coupled receptor activity.